ACAGAACCCCACAUCUGACCACAGCUGGCUCAGAACGGCUGCUCAACAGGAUGGUAAUCAACGGGGACGAAGCGGGGCCUUCGGAUCCAUUGGCUUUGUUGUUAUCUCUACCAAUUUCUCACCCCUCAUACUCCGAAAUACUGCGCAGGGCUCCCCGCCCUCUGACACACUCAAAAACCCUAGCCAAAAUUGUCAACAGACUCAAUACGACUCUUCUGGUUUCAACAAGGAACAUUAUCGCAGCGGAUCGUACAGCUGCAUGGGCAGCAGUCUCUGAACUAGUGGAAAAGGCUGAAGACCUUGUGGUAGACCAUGGAAAAGGCUGGCUGGAAGCGGCCCUUGCUGCCAUUUCCUCGCUGGAAUUGCCUUUGUCCACCCUUCAGCAGCCCAUGAAGCUCAUCAAUAUCCUCUUGACGGUGUCUGUACGCUAUCCUUCGUUUGAGCGCGAGGCAGUCCAGCCAUUGAUGGGCAAGAUCGCUCUGAGUCUCACUCGACUCCUGAGUCGUGCAGCAAACGAGCAGGAUCUAGACAGUCUGUCUUUUUCAAUUGAGCAGACACAGCGGAUCCUCAUGAUCUAUCCUGCGCCUUUUCGCCCCUCUAUCUCCUCUCUCCGCGCUCUCCUCCGAGCUAUUAUCUUCAAUUGCCCUAUACCACCUGCUCCUGGCUCCAGUACUUUUGGCUAUCCCUUAAACGCGCCGGAAGAUCUGAUUCAGAUCUCAGCGGAACUUUUCGCUCAUCUGCACCUCGCCGUCGGAAAGUCGCAAGCGCCUACAGUCUGGGCGGAGGAUUUGAAGUAUGCCCGUGGAAUCGUCGACUACGCCUUUUCAGAAUACGGCAGAGAUGCCUUCACGGACAAUAGCGCCUAUGCAAGCCGAAUCCCUCACCCGUCCGACCUUCCUCCUCUGCCUGAGGAUCCUGCAGCUCGGUCCGACGCCGCUUUACAUCUUCUAGAAGGGGGCGUCGAAGUCGUCGUGGCGCUUCUGAGUGUGAACUCCAUUCGUGCCGUGUCAGUCCCACUCAGUAGCCUGAUACAGACAGGCGUGAGGUGUCUGACGUUGAGUCCAACGAUUUCUGUUGCCGGUCAUGUGUCGCCUUUACAUCAUGCUAUGCUGCUUGGUGGCCUCACGCGGAUAUGGACAGCUGGACUAUUGAUAUGCGGCUCGAUCAUGACUGCCUGCGGAGACCAUCUGUUGCCUUUCCUCAGUUCGAUCUUGGAGCAAAGUACCUCGCUAUUAGAUCAGCUGCCUUCAGCCAUGUCCUCUUCGACGGCCCAAAUCCUCUCGUUUCUGCAUAUAUGCUUCUCCCUUUUCCCUCCUGCUCUGGUCCCUAUCGAAUAUCCCACACGAAUCCUCAAAUACUGCAUAGCGCGGGUCGGUCUACUUUUGGAGAGCAAGUCUCCAUCGAGUAUCGGGCCAGCUGCGAAUGGUUCAGAAGGCAGGAGAGGAAAAAAGCGUGCUCGUGGGGCUGAGGAAGGCUUGAUCGGUAGUCUGGAGGGACGAGAAUCUAAGCCUAUCAGUGCACAGGAUGUGGAGGUUAUCCUGGGUUGUUUGAAGUUGGUCCCGCUACUUCACGGGACCCCGUUACUUGCCCCGUCGAUCACACUGUUGUCCAUUCGGCUUCAUCUGUCGAUUCACCUUCGAUUGGAGAUGAUGACAUCUUCUGCGUUCGCUGCGCCAGGGGAUUUAUCGAGACUCACAGAUACCGUGGCGCAAGUCCUCGAGGCGGCAAUGAUGAUGGUGGAUAAUCAAGCGGGAACCGCAAAGGGAUGGAAAACGAUCAUCGUGUCUUUGCUGGGUCAACCUCACGCAGACAAGACGUCUAUGCUACUACACCCGCAUGCUCCACCUACGGUCCGACCUCAACCACCCCUCAGUGCCCUGCAUUUCUUUGCACCAGAAAAUGAGGAGGAAAAGAAGCUGCGUCUCGAAUUGGGACUGGGCAGACUGGAAGAUGAGCAGCGGGAAGGAGACGAGGAUGACACAAUGGAAGUCUGUAUCGUCUCAGAACAGCAACCCAACGGCCAGCCGACUAUUGAAAGAGCGACAGUACUUUCUACUAUUAGCGACUCGACUCUGCACCUGCGACCCGCUGAGCCCGCUGUCGCGCAGCCAGCCACGACUAUUUUGCAGACCGUAUCCAAAAGCGAUAGUGAUUCUGCAAACAGGCAAGACCAGUCUACGGCUCUCGAAGAGAAUGGGGCAAAUGAAAUUUCGCUAAUCAAACAGGUGAUGGAGGACGGACCCGCGCGUGGAGAUCUCGUUUUCCCAACUGUCAUGGAUGAUGAAGAUGAAGCGUUCCCUGAGCUGGAUAGUGGAUCAAGCGAUGGCAUGGUCAGCGAGGGGGAAGAAUAGAUGU
Molecule: messenger RNA, 2355 nt
Organism: Kockovaella imperatae
Lineage: Eukaryota; Fungi; Basidiomycota; Tremellomycetes; Tremellales; Cuniculitremaceae
Exons: 10
Coding region: 51-2351 (766 amino acids)
Biological process (GO): rRNA processing
Cellular component (GO): nucleus
Source: RefSeq, a predicted model, not a curated record